Messenger RNA from Melopsittacus undulatus (budgerigar), 2615 nucleotides. It is a transcript of the gene EZH2, whose product is annotated as enhancer of zeste 2 polycomb repressive complex 2 subunit. The transcript is spliced from 20 exons. Gene Ontology annotation, molecular function: histone H3K27 methyltransferase activity; protein binding; chromatin binding. Gene Ontology annotation, biological process: heterochromatin formation. The coding region runs from base 29 to 2335 and encodes 768 amino acids. The record is from RefSeq and is a predicted model, not a curated record. Gene Ontology annotation, cellular component: nucleus; ESC/E(Z) complex. NCBI's taxonomy places the organism in Eukaryota, Metazoa, Chordata, Aves, Psittaciformes, Psittaculidae.
UGUCUAUAUCAAAUUGAGAGUCCGGGGAAUGUUUAUUUGUGGUAACAAUAAAGCAUCUUCAGAAGGGAUAAUCAUGGGUCAAACCGGAAAAAAAUCUGAGAAGGGACCAAUUUGUUGGCGAAAACGUGUGAAAUCGGAAUAUAUGAGACUGAGGCAGCUCAAGAGGUUCCGACGUGCAGAUGAAGUAAAGAGUAUGUUUAAUUCUAAUCGUCAGAAGAUACUGGAAAGAACAGAAAUCUUAAAUCAAGAAUGGAAACAACGUAGGAUACAGCCUGUUCACAUCAUGACUUCUGUGAGCUCAUUGCGCGGGACCAGGGAGUGCUCUGUUACCAGCGAUAUAGAUUUUCCAAAACAAGUCAUCCCACUGAAGACUCUCAAUGCUGUUGCUUCUGUGCCUAUAAUGUAUUCUUGGUCUCCCCUUCAACAGAAUUUUAUGGUAGAGGAUGAAACUGUUUUACAUAACAUUCCAUAUAUGGGGGAUGAAGUGCUUGACCAGGAUGGUACCUUUAUUGAAGAACUGAUCAAGAACUAUGAUGGGAAAGUGCAUGGAGACAGAGGUGAGCCCAAACACUCAGAAUGUGGAUUUAUCAAUGAUGAAAUAUUUGUUGAGCUGGUCAAUGCACUUGGUCAAUAUAGUGAUGAUGAAGAUGAUGAUGAUGGAGAUGACAAUCCUGAUGAAAGAGAUGACAAGCAAAAAGAUCGGGAAGGUAACAGGAUGGAGAAAGAAAGCCACCCACCUCGGAGGUUUCCUUCUGACAAGAUAUUUGAAGCCAUUUCUUCAAUGUUUCCAGACAAGGGUACAGCAGAAGAAUUGAAGGAGAAAUACAAAGAACUUACUGAGCAGCAGCUUCCUGGAGCACUUCCUCCUGAAUGCACACCAAACAUAGAUGGACCAAAUGCUAAAUCUGUUCAGAGGGAGCAAAGCCUGCACUCUUUUCACACCCUCUUCUGUAGACGCUGUUUUAAAUAUGAUUGCUUCUUGCACCCAUUCCAUGCAACUCCUAAUACUUAUAAACGAAAGAAUACAGAAACAGCAUUAGACAAUAAGCCUUGUGGACCGCACUGUUAUCAACAUCUGGAAGGUGCAAAGGAGUUUGCAGCUGCCUUGACCGCUGAGCGCAUAAAGACACCACCAAAACGCCCCGGUGGCCGUCGGAGGGGAAGACUUCCAAACAACACCAGCAGACCUAGUACGCCAACAAUAAAUGUGUUGGAAUCUAAAGACACAGAUAGUGAUAGAGAAGCUGGAACUGAAACUGGAGGAGAAAACAAUGAUAAAGAAGAAGAAGAAAAGAAAGAUGAAACAUCUAGUUCCUCUGAAGCAAAUUCUAGGUGUCAAACACCAAUAAAGAUGAAGCCAAAUAUUGAGCCUCCAGAGAAUGUGGAAUGGAGUGGUGCAGAAGCCUCAAUGUUUAGAGUUCUUAUUGGCACCUACUAUGACAACUUCUGUGCAAUUGCCAGAUUGAUUGGGACCAAAACGUGCAGGCAGGUGUAUGAGUUUAGAGUAAAGGAAUCUAGUAUUAUUGCUCCAGUCCCUGCUGAAGAUGUUGAUACUCCUCCCAGAAAGAAGAAAAGGAAACACAGGUUGUGGGCUGCUCAUUGCAGAAAGAUACAGCUGAAAAAGGAUGGGUCAUCGAAUCAUGUUUACAACUAUCAGCCAUGUGAUCAUCCCCGUCAGCCUUGUGAUAGCUCAUGCCCAUGUGUAAUUGCUCAAAACUUCUGUGAGAAGUUUUGUCAGUGCAGCUCAGAAUGCCAAAAUAGAUUUCCUGGAUGUCGUUGUAAAGCACAAUGCAACACUAAGCAGUGUCCAUGUUACCUAGCUGUACGUGAAUGUGAUCCUGACCUCUGUUUAACAUGUGGAGCAGCCGACCACUGGGACAGCAAAAAUGUUUCUUGCAAGAACUGCAGCAUUCAGAGAGGAUCCAAAAAGCACUUGCUAUUGGCACCUUCAGAUGUGGCAGGCUGGGGAAUUUUCAUCAAAGAUCCUGUACAGAAGAAUGAAUUCAUCUCUGAAUACUGUGGUGAGAUUAUUUCUCAGGAUGAGGCAGACAGAAGAGGAAAAGUAUAUGACAAGUACAUGUGCAGCUUUCUGUUUAACUUGAAUAAUGAUUUUGUGGUUGAUGCAACACGCAAGGGCAACAAAAUUAGAUUUGCAAACCAUUCAGUAAAUCCCAACUGCUAUGCAAAAGUUAUGAUGGUUAACGGUGAUCACAGAAUAGGAAUAUUUGCUAAAAGAGCCAUUCAGACUGGUGAAGAACUGUUCUUUGACUACAGAUAUAGCCAAGCUGAUGCCCUUAAGUAUGUGGGCAUUGAAAGAGAAAUGGAAAUCCCUUGACACCAGCUACCUCUUCUUUUAAACAAACAGCUGCCUUAUCUUCAGGAAUUUCUAGUACUGUGGGCAAUUUUAGUAAAAACAAAAAUGCAAUUUGCAAUUCUGUAUUUGCAGAGUACUGUAACAGUAAUUUAUAGUAACAAAUUUCAAACCAACCCAACUUUUUAUUGCCUUCUCACCAGCUGCAAAGUGUUUUGUACCUAUGAACUUUUGCAAUAAUGUGGUGUGGUACAUUUUUCAACCUUGAAUAAAGGAUACUUGAACUUCUUCAUUUUUACUGGAA